AGUCAGGUCAGCAGGAUGCUGAAGGGCAGGCUCAGGGCAAGCUUGAAUUUGCCAGUCAGAUCAGCCUCGUCCUCAUGGGUAGAGCUGAACUUCAGCGGUCAAAGCAGCGUGUCUGAUCUGUUCAUGGAUUUUACUGCCGGAUUCAGUGUGUACAGCUCAAGCUCCUCAUCAUACUCACUGGAGGGGUCUGUAGAGCCCAUGCAGAUAGAUGCUGACCCUCAGGAAGACCAGCAGAAUGCGCCUGACACCAACUAUGUUGUGGAAAACCCGACAUUGGAUCUAGAGCAGUAUGCCUCCAGUUACAGUGGGCUGAUGAGGAUCGAGAGGCUGCAGUUUAUUGCAGACCACUGCCCCCAGCUACGAGUGGAAGCACUGAAGAUGGCCCUGUCCUUUGUCCAAAGAACCUUUAAUGUUGAUGUCUACGAAGAAAUCCAUCGCAAACUCACUGAAGCCACAAGGGAUGUGCAAGGUGUCCCAGAUGCUGUACCGGAGGGGGCAGUUGAACCCCCUCCUCUCGACACAGCCUGGGCAGAAUCCACCAGGAAAAAAGCCCUGCUCAAACUGGAGAAGCUGGACACCGACCUUAAGAACUACAAGGGAAACUCCAUCAAGGAAAGCAUAAGGAGGGGUCAUGAUGACCUUGGAGAUCACUAUCUUGACUGUGGUGACCUCAGCAAUGCCCUGAAAUGCUACUCCCGGGCCAGAGACUACUGCACUAGCGCCAAGCAUGUCAUCAACAUGUGUCUUAAUGUAAUCAAGGUUAGCGUUUACCUCCAAAACUGGUCCCAUGUACUUAGCUACGUCAGCAAGGCUGAAUCCACUCCAGAGAUAGCAGAGCAACGAGGAGAGAGAGAUAGUCAAAACCAAGCUGUUCUAACCAAACUGAAAUGUGCUGCAGGAUUGGCAGAACUUGCCUCAAGAAAGUAUAAACCGGCUGCCAAGUGCUUCCUGCAAGCCUCCUUUGACCACUGCGACUUCCCUGAGCUACUUUCCCCCAGUAAUGUAGCAGUGUACGGGGGGCUGUGUGCCCUGGCUACAUUUGACAGACAGGAACUGCAACGAAAUGUCAUCUCAAGCAGCUCCUUUAAAUUAUUUUUAGAGUUGGAACCACAAGUCCGUGAUAUUAUCUUCAAGUUUUACGAGUCGAAGUAUGCAUCUUGUCUGAAAAUGCUGGAUGAAAUGAAGGAUAAUCUCCUCCUAGACAUGUAUCUGGCCCCUCAUGUAAGAACACUGUACACACAAAUCAGGAACAGAGCCCUCAUACAGUACUUUAGCCCAUAUGUGUCAGCAGACAUGAACAAAAUGGCCGUGGCCUUUAAUACCACAGUGGCAGCUCUGGAGGAUGAAUUGACCCAGCUGAUCCUGGAGGGCCUGAUCAAUGCUCGUAUCGACUCCCACAGCAAGAUUCUGUAUGCCAGGGACGUGGAUCAGAGAAGCACAACCUUUGAGAAGUCUCUACAGAUGGGCAAAGAGUUCCAGAGACGAGCGAAAGCCAUGAUCCUGCGGGCAGCUGUGCUUCGUAAUCAGAUACACGUCAAGUCCCCUCCAAGAGAAGGCAGUCAAGGGGAGCUCACACCUGCCAACAGCCAAACACGAAUGAGCACCAACAUGUGAAGGCUCGACCAGAUGCCUCUCCUAGGAAAGUACACGGGGCCACUGCCGCAUCCUAGGCCCCCCCGUUUAGAAAUCAAUUAUUUCCCUGCUGAAGAGAGAAAAAUCACAAUCUAAAGACUUUAUUUAAGUUGGGAAGAAGAUAUCUGUUGUCUGUAUUAAAGACAAGCACACCCUGUUGCUCAAAUGAAAAGGAAAAAAAGAUAAAAAGAGAAAUGCGGCGGUUAAGCUGUACUGGCCUGUUGUUCUUUGUAAAGGAUGCACUUUCCUCUGUAUCUUGUGACAAACCUUGAUUACACAUUGAGAAACCUCAUCACGAAACAUGCUUUUAAAAUAAACAUACAUUCAAAAAGAUGCUUCAACCCGGAAAGGUUCUUUCUCCAUGUGUUACUGAUGCUGCAGUCGGAAAUGCAGUUUCAUUUGAAGACGUUCAACAAUUGCAGCAUCAUCUCUGUUUACUAACUUCUCUGUUGUAUUGUGUUCUGCUGUUUAAGUAAGAUUGUUACUCCAGUGAAUCAUCAUCAGCUGGUUGGUGACCUUCAACAAAGGUAGAUUUUAUUUGCUUUUAUGGCCUUG
Molecule: messenger RNA, 2187 nt
Organism: Sinocyclocheilus grahami
Lineage: Eukaryota; Metazoa; Chordata; Actinopteri; Cypriniformes; Cyprinidae
Product: COP9 signalosome complex subunit 1
Exons: 14
Coding region: 16-1614 (532 amino acids)
Cellular component (GO): COP9 signalosome
Source: RefSeq, a predicted model, not a curated record